Molecule: messenger RNA, 3982 nt
Organism: Schistocerca gregaria
Lineage: Eukaryota; Metazoa; Arthropoda; Insecta; Orthoptera; Acrididae
Exons: 4
Coding region: 21-857 (278 amino acids)
Source: RefSeq, a predicted model, not a curated record
CGAGACGCCGUCCCUGGAAGAUGCAGCGCUCACUCGCGGCCCUCAUUGCUUUCGCCGCACUCGCCACAGCACAGAACCCAGAAUGCAACCCACUGGGUGACAUGAGGGGGUGCAGUUCGCCGGAACGCUGCGAGGAAGUGUUCGUAGCGGGCCCGAUCGGAGAAAAGAUAACGCGGGUCAACGCUUCCUGCCACAACAUGCUGGACGUCGCCGAGAACCGAUCCCGAGACGCGAAGAUGCAAGCGGCGAUGACGAGCAAGGAGAUGUGGAAGCGCAUGGUGGAGCUGUACCCGCAGGUGUGCCGGCUGCGGCAGAACACGACGGAGAUGCAGGAGGCGGCGAGGCGAGUGCUGGACACCAAGGGAGACACUAUAGCUCCUGCUGUCGCCAGCGCCUGCCGAGAAGUGCUCGAAUUCCCUGCCGGCACCUAUGACGUGCUGGCGGAGCGAGUGCUCACCUGCUUCAGGAACUUCACGGUGGAGGUGAUGGAAUCGGCGAGGCGCCUGGAGGAGCAGCUGAUCUCGGGCAGCAUGGAGCGCAUCGAACAGACGGCGCAGUUACUGGAGGAGUGCAUCCCGGACGUGGAGUCGUGCGAUCUGCCCGAGGAGGACGUGACGGCGAUGGUGGAGUGCGUGGCCCGCCGGGAGGCGGAGAAGUCGCUGGACGAGCGCGAGAAGGAGCUGGGCAUCUUCGCCACGCACCUCGUCACCUUCGCCGGCGCCAACUACACCAUGCUGGUGCAGCGCAUGAGCCGCUGCUUCGCGUACACCUUGGACUCGUACUCAAACGCGACCGAGGCCUUGUGGGACAAUAACAGCCAGUGCACUGGCGUGCCGCGCGUCAAGGACGAGCUGUAGGGACUCGAGCGUCGAGCGAAUGUGUGCGAGUCCUUAAAGGACUAUUCUUGGGCGCGAGAGAGGGAGAGAGAAGGAAAUGUUGAAGAGAAGUCGAGAGGCAGGGAGUAGUUGAGUAUAUGAGCUCGCGCCAUACAAAGAAUGAAUGAGAGGACAUUUUCGUGAGGAGACUUCAUGUCAUGACAGUACUUGAGUGUCACAAAGGAGAUAAACUAUUACGUUUUUUUGUAAUAACAAAAAUAUACUGGUCUUCCAUGAUCUACUGUAGUACGUAAUUUGUGAGCUAAAGCACAUUACAUUUUUAAUUCUUAAGAUUUUCCUUAGACGGCCGGUGUGGCCGAGCAGUUCUAGGCACUUCAGUCUGGAACCGCGCGCCCGCUACGGUCGCAGGUUCGAAUCCUGCCUCGGGCAUGGACGUGUGAUGCCCUUAGGUUCAAAUAGUUCUAAGUUCUAGGGGACUGAUGACCUCAGAUGUUAAGUCCCAUAGUGCUUAGAGCCUUUUGAACCAUUUUUGAUUUUCCUUGUCUUUAGAGGAAGCCCUGUCUUCUUGUUCGCAAAGGAAGCGGCGAAAACGCUGUAUAGUUAGUUUCAUGCUCCAUAGACAGUUCGAACGACUAUUUAUCGAAAUGAUGUGGGAUGAGUCAGGAAUGCAUCGCUACUUUUAAUGCAAAUAAACAUAUUAUUUUUCAGUCCUAGUUCUGCAGCUAUGCUUAAAACUAGUUUUUGUAUCAGGCUACCAGUUUUAAAUAACAAUGCGUCUGUGAAAUGGAAGUAGUGGUUCAGAAGAAAUUAUUUUACCUUUGUUGGUGUGGAAGUUUUCUGAGUAUCGUACCGCGUCGCAGCGUAAAAAAAUAUACCGGAGAAACCAACGUUCCGGUCACAACAGUGGCCUUCUUCAGGGUCUACUGAUGUACUUGAGCUGUGCAGAGUCGCUUAUAUUUUGUCACUGCUGCUCACUAUGCGUGAGUUACGUCAUAAUUUUAAAAGAUCGUUGUUAUUGUUGAUCACCUGAGGCGAAAGGAAUGGGAACUUCCUUACAAUAGGUUGCAACCCCGGAGGAAGUGGGAAUUUGGUCUUGUCUGUUGCUUCUUUCAUUGUUUGUGUGUGUGUGAAAUCUUAUAGGACUUAACUGCUAAGGUCAUCAGUUCCUAAGCGUACACACUACUUAACCUAAAUUGUCCUAAAGACAAACACACACACCCAUUCCCGAGGGAGGACUCGAACCUCCGCCGGGACCAGCCGCUCAGUCCAUGACUGCAGAGCCCGAGACCGCUCGGCUAAUCCCGCGCGGCUUCUUUCAUUGUUUGCUAUGACUGAUGUUCAUCGGCGAAUUAGGCGUGGGCUCCUGGUUUCCUCCUGCUCGACGAAGUCCAUGCGGCGGCAAUUAUUCAUCGGUAGCGUUCGCGUCUCGCGUUGUUGGUGUGGCCCUUAGAGGCUGACAGCCAGGAUGCAUCAAGCCUGAAUCCAUCGUCUCUGAUCAUGUUGUAAGGGUGUUUUAUUGUUUCUAGGGUUUCUCUGUUCUUGCGUUUUGUCGAAGCCGGCUACUUAACCAGUGCGCGAGUUUCGUUAAAUCUGAUUUCCUUGCUACAGCUUUUCCGGCGCUCCGCCACAGCAGACUCGUAGUGCUGCCCAGGACGAAUAUAACGCAAACUCCCCAUUCUCCCCACCGCUGCAGCCUGUUAUAAUAACGUCCCCGCUCCUUCCCCCCACAACUGAAAAGUCAUGCUCAGUGAACAGCACUAAAUGUCGUGUGACUAGGACCCCCCGUCGGGUAGACCGUUCGGCGGGUGCAAGUCUUUUGACUUGACUUCACUUCGGCGACUUUCGUGUCGAUGGGGAUGAAAUGACGAUGAUUAGGACAACACAACAUCCAGUCCCUGAACGGAGAAAAUCUCCGACCCAGCCGGGAAUCGAACCCGGCUCCUUAGGAUUGACGUUCUGUCGCGCUGACCACUUUUUUUUAAAAAAAAAAUCUUAUUUUGUUCGUUUUAUGUGCUCUGGGCGGACGUCGCAAGACACCAGUUUCAGUUCGUCGUUGAUCCAUUAACUCAGUUUUUUAUUACAGAGGGUAGCUAGCCCUCUGACCGAACAUGCUGAGCUACCGUGCAGGCGACCACUCAGCUACCGGGACGGACAGUGAACAUCACUGGCAAAAUAUAGGCGACUCCACACAGCUAAAGCAUAUCAGAAGACCCAGAAGAAGGUCACUGUAACCAUGGGCGAAACAUUGGUUUCUCGAGUUUAAUUUUUGACAUUAUGAUGCGGCACUAUUCUCAGACAACUUUUAUGUCAACUGUCCCUAGCCGCGGAAUCCUACGAAAUUAUAUUUCAGGUUUGAUUUACAACGUGCUUUGCCACCUGUCAAACAUUUUAUGUUACUGAUCAAAUUUUUUGUUGACACAUAAAGAACUCAUUUCGAAGCCACUGACAACUUUAAGAAUGAGUAAUGGUCAUUUUUCAUGUAGUGUUGUAGGUAUGUGCGUUAGUAUUCUUCUCAAAUUGAGAUGGAUUAUUUACGACGAAUUUCAUUUCUGAAUGUACAGGGUAAUUCACAGUUCCUGUUACAGGCUUCUGUUAGUCGUAGAGGGAAGGGACUUAGUAGAUAAACUUCUGAUGAGAACUCAUGUUCGGAAAUGUACCGUGUCGAAGUAAAAUAAGAUUGAAUAUCGAAAUACUUUUAAAUCUGCUUCACGGUACGCACAUAGCGAGACAGCUCUGACCUGCGUCCUUUACGAGAGUUGCUCCACGUGGCGACGUUGGUGUUCGUUGCACGAGCUGUCUCUGCUACGGGACUCAUGCUUUCAAGUACACUGGACUGAGGAGAUCUGGAAAACAAUCUCGAUACAUGCAUUGUGCAGCUCUACCAUUACGUAACGUACAGUGAAACGGGAGAUUUUAAACUGAUCCGUAUCCAAACGGUACAUUUCCGUACAAGAGUAAACUUAAUCUAGUACUAAAAAGAAUUAAAAAUACAACAAAAAAGGAGCCUGUAUGUAUUGUGAAAGUGCAAUUAAAAUGCUCAACUGCUUAAAGAGAUAUCUAUCUGAAACGUGACUACAGUUAACAUUACAUUUUUUAUUCUUACCGCUCGCAACUUCUGUGUCACUAUUAAAAAUCUUCAACGUAAA